GCCUGGCCGGCGUGGGGGCCUCUGGGAGUUCGCCUGCGCCUAGGUUUGGCGCCAGCUGGAAGGCGUUGCGAUUCAGUGUCAAGAUGUUGCGCGUAGUAAGCUGGAACAUCAAUGGGAUCCGGAGACCCCUACAAGGGGUAUGCGAGGAGCCCAGCAACUGUACCGCCAUGGCCAUGGGGCGCGUUUUGGACAAGCUGGAUGCCGACAUCGUCUGUCUUCAGGAGACCAAAGUGACCAGGGAUGUGCUGACGGAGCCCCUGGCUAUCAUUGAGGGCUAUAACUCCUAUUUCAGCUUCAGCCGCAACCGUAGUGGCUAUUCUGGUGUAGCCACCUUCUGUAAGGACAGUGCUACUCCAGUGGCUGCCGAAGAAGGCCUGAGUGGCCUACUUGCCACUCACAAUGGGGACGUGGGUUGCUAUGGAAACAUGGAUGAGUUCACCCAAGAAGAGCUUCGGGCUCUGGAUAGUGAGGGCCGGGCCCUCCUCACACAGCACAAGAUCCGCACAAGUGAAGGGAAGGAGAAGACCUUGACCCUAAUCAACGUGUACUGCCCUCACGCGGACCCUGGGAAGCCUGAGCGGCUGGCCUUUAAGAUGCGCUUCUAUCGCUUGCUGCAGACCCGAGCAGAAGCCCUCCUGGCAGCUGGCAGCCAUGUGAUCAUUCUGGGUGACCUGAAUACAGCCCACCGCCCCAUUGACCACUGGGACGCAGUCAACCUGGAAUGCUUUGAAGACGACCCAGGGCGCAAAUGGAUGGACAGCUUGCUCAGUAACCCGGGGUGCCAGGCUGAGUCCCAUGUAGGGCCCUUCAUUGAUAGCUAUCGCUGCUUCCAGCCAAAGCAGGAGGGGGCCUUCACCUGCUGGUCAGUAGUCAGUGGCGCCCGCCCUCUGAACUAUGGCUGCCGGCUUGACUAUGUGCUGGGGGACAGGACCUUGGUCAUAGACACCUUCCAGGCCUCCUUCCUGCUACCUGAGGUGAUGGGCUCUGACCACUGCCCCGUGGGUGCAGUCUUGAGUGUGUCCUCUGUGCCUGCCAAACAGUGCCCACCUCUGUGCACGCGCUUCCUCCCUGAAUUUGCAGGCACCCAGCUCAAGAUCCUUCGCUUCCUGGUUCGUCUCGAACAAGAUCCUGUGUUCAGGCAGUCGGCGCUGCAGCUCAGCGAUCAAACCCAGGUACAGAUGCGCCAAAACAAAGCCCGUGUGCGCUCAGCCCGGCCUCGGCCAAGUCAGGCUGGCUCCAGCAGAGGCCAGAAAAACCUGAGGAGCUACUUCCAGCCAUCCUCCAGCCAUCCCCAAGCUUCUCCUAACUUGGAGCUUCCUAGCCUGGGCAUGACCCCAAAGACCCAAGAAGAGGAGGUGAUGGCCAAAGUGGUAGAGGAGCAGGCCAAGGCUUCAGAGGCCAAGGAUGAGAAGGAGCUACGGACCUCAUUCUGGAAGUCUGUGCUUGGGGGGCCCUCGCCCAUGCCCCUCUGCGGGGGCCACGGGGAGCCAUGUGUGAUGCGAACUGUGAAGAAGCCAGGACCCAACCUAGGCCGCCACUUCUACAUGUGUGCCAGGCCCCGUGGUCCUCCCACUGACCCCGCCUCCCGCUGUAACUUCUUCCUCUGGAGCAGGCCCAGCUAAACCAACGCAGGCCCAAGGAUGUCUGUCAUGGUCAACUCUGUACAUGAUCUGAGGCCAGCUCCCUCCUAUGCUGCCUCUGUCUCCUCCAAGGCCUUCUUCCCCUCCUCUUCCUCCACCUCCUCCUCCUCCACCUUCCCCAAGGACCCCUCCCUUUCCUCUUUCUCUUCCUCCUCUAAGGCCUCUCUUCCUCUCUCUUCUUUCUGCCUAGCUCUAAUCAUUGGUGAGCUUCUUGUGCCUUAAUGCUGCGACCUAGACCCUACCCCACUUCCCACCUUCCUGUCAGAAGUACACAGGAACCAGUUGCCUCAGGAAGUUGUGAUUUCAAACCCCUUCCUUCCUUGCUGGGAAAUGUAUCUGUGCCUAAAUAAAGUUUGUGUCUUUGUUUUA
Equus quagga is the source of this 2009-nucleotide messenger RNA. RefSeq names its product apurinic/apyrimidinic endodeoxyribonuclease 2 (gene APEX2). The record is from RefSeq and is a predicted model, not a curated record. Gene Ontology annotation, molecular function: zinc ion binding; phosphoric diester hydrolase activity; endonuclease activity. NCBI's taxonomy places the organism in Eukaryota, Metazoa, Chordata, Mammalia, Perissodactyla, Equidae. The coding region runs from base 84 to 1622 and encodes 512 amino acids. Gene Ontology annotation, biological process: base-excision repair. Gene Ontology annotation, cellular component: nucleus. The transcript is spliced from 6 exons.